GUCAGUAACGAUGCAAAGGUCCUAGAACGGCUUCUCCGCACCUUUCUCUUCAUUCCCCUCUUUUCAUUUUUCAUCAUUUCUCAGCUUUUUCCUUACCAAAGAAAAUCUAUAAGAAGCAGAGGCAUGGACGAGGGUUUUGGUUGCGUGAAUUGGGAUUAUCUAAAUCUAUUCUCAAAUUCUCAUAUUUCUGAUCUUCAUCCACAUCUCGACGGAUCCUGAGCCUCUUUUCCGUACAGUAAGUGGAAUUUUUGGGUAUGGGAAACUUCAAAGAGAAAAAGUAGAGAAGCUUUUGGUGGAAGUGAAGAGGCUGCUUCCAAGAUUUUGUUUCUUUUAACGAUGGAAAGGGAAGAUAUAAUGGAUCUUGAUUUGAAUUUUGAACCUUUGGACCAACCCCAGUAUUCAUGGCAUGGUGUGGAAUCUAUACUGAAUGAGUUAGAGACCGCCCAAGGUCGUAUCGAAGAACGAAUCAGACAAUUAGAGGCGGUUACCUCGAGAGCUAGGGAACGUCGUAGGCAACAUCAAACCCAUAUUUCACCUUCAACCAUUGAUGUAGCUUCUAUACAACCUGCAUCAGAUGUUGCUCGAAGCAGCACCAUGUUGUAUAGUGUGGAUGAUCCUAGUGUAGUUCAAGAAAGUCCUAUAGAGAGUGUUAAAGGCAACAAAAGGAAUUGUACUGAGUUGAUUGCCAAGGCUCUUGCCACUGACCCGAAUGAGAGCAUUGGGGGACUUCGCAGUGGAGACUUUUAUGAUUGCAAUAUAUGCUUGGAAAUGGCCAUGGAGCCUAUCCUAACCUGCUGUGGUCAUUUGUUUUGCUGGCCAUGCUUUUAUCACUUGCCUUAUGAGCAUAGUAAUGUAAAGGAAUGCCCUGUUUGUGCAGGAGAAGUGGUGGAGUCCGCUUUGGUUCCAAUUUAUGGUAGUGGGGAUAGCAACUAUUCUCGCAAGUCGAAGGAGUCAGGUUUGGAGUUUCCUCCUAGGCCCCGGGCCAAAAGGUCUGAGAGCAAAAGGCAGUGUCGGAUUAAUCGAGGACUACCAUUACCACCUCGGAUCGAAGAAAGAAUUCAGCUGCUGACUAAUAUUGUUGGCAGCGUUGAAGACAGAACCAGUUCUGUGCUUAACCAAUAUGAAAAUGAGCCAUUGAGCAGCCAACAACGUGAUGCUGUGGACUUUUCAAGACAAUUAGUACAAGGGUCUGCUUCAUUCUCUUCACUUACAUCAGCAUUGGAUUCUGCUGAAAGAUUAGUUGACGACCUUGAGACAUAUGGUAAUUCUUUUCCGUGGAGAAUUACCCGUCAACAAUCUCAAAAUGUUGAUAACGCUGUUGCGUCUUCAGUUCUGGCUGAUAUUUCACAAGUUGAAAGCCAAACUUCAGAUACGGCAGCUGUAAGCAGUUCUUCAGAAAUUCCUUCUAAUAUGGCUGUUAUAAUUAAUGAUGUUCCUGCAUUUUCUGGUGGCGAAAAUCAGACAACCGAUACAGAAGAAACCAAUGCAACAGAGCUGUGGUCGUCUUCUAGGAGAGCAUCUGGCGCUCCAAGGGUUGGACGUGGAUUUAGAAGGAUAUGGUUUUCAUGAGAGCGCCUACUGGAGAAAUUUACUUAAAACUGAUGUGUGGUGGCUUUUCUCCAUCUGCUGUUAAGUCAAAGAUUUGUUAACUUUAAAUGGCACUGAUGCAGUUGUUUCUGAAUGAUUAUUACUUUCUGAAGCAAUUGUGAUUUAGUUAGGUUAAGAGAGAUGCAAUCAAUUAUGUUUGGACCUUUGAUCACAGAAAAUAUUGUCUUGUUGAAAAAACUGGUUUUCCUUAUUGAAAUGUUCUGUAAAUAUUUACUAUAGGUUUCCUUGUACAUUUUUGAGAUAAUCAAAUAAAUGCUACGCAAUUUUUAGGUAUUA
This is a messenger RNA of Humulus lupulus (European hop), 1884 nucleotides long. RefSeq lists its product as uncharacterized. The transcript is spliced from 2 exons. The record is from RefSeq and is a predicted model, not a curated record. Bases 337 to 1569 code for a protein of 410 amino acids. Gene Ontology annotation, biological process: ubiquitin-dependent protein catabolic process. Gene Ontology annotation, molecular function: ubiquitin protein ligase activity; metal ion binding; ubiquitin-like protein conjugating enzyme binding. Lineage: Eukaryota; Viridiplantae; Streptophyta; Magnoliopsida; Rosales; Cannabaceae. Gene Ontology annotation, cellular component: endoplasmic reticulum.